Messenger RNA from Lottia gigantea (owl limpet), 1026 nucleotides. RefSeq lists its product as hypothetical. Gene Ontology annotation, molecular function: L-serine ammonia-lyase activity; threonine deaminase activity. The record is from RefSeq and is a predicted model, not a curated record. The transcript has a single exon. Bases 1 to 1026 code for a protein of 341 amino acids. Lineage: Eukaryota; Metazoa; Mollusca; Gastropoda; Lottiidae. Gene Ontology annotation, biological process: L-threonine catabolic process; L-serine catabolic process.
AUGUCUACACCAAGUGAUAUAAAAGAUGAAUUUUGUGACCCAGAAAAUCCCAAACAAAUUAAAUUCCAGGAUGUACAGGCUGCAGCUUUCAAAAUUAAAGACGGGAUCCAAAAGACUCCAUGUACCAAAUCCCGCAUGUCAAAUUUCACUGAAAUGCAAAUUUAUGUCAAGAAGGAGUUCCUGCAAUACACUGGAAGUUUUAAAGAAAGAGGUGCCAGAUACACGUUGUUAAUGCUAUCUAAUGAGGAACGUUCUCGUGGUGUCAUUGCUGCUAGUGCUGGAAAUCAUGCCUUAGCUCUUAGUUAUCAUGGUAAGCUGUUGAAUAUACCAGUAACUGUGGUAAUGCCAACAAUUGCACCGGAUGUGAAAAAGAAGGGAUGUGUUAAUUUUGAAGCCAAUGUUAUUGUUCAUGGGAAAGAUAUAGGUGAAUCUAAGGAUCACGCUCUCCAGGUGGCCAAAGAAAAGAAUCUUAUUUACAUCAAUGGUUACGACCAUCCUCAUAUUUUAGCUGGUCAAGGAACAAUGGGAUUAGAAAUAGUCGACCAAGUGCCUGAUUUAGAUGCCUGUAUAAUUCCUGUUGGAGGUGGAGGGCUAAUUGCAGGAACGGCCUUGGCUAUCAAAAGAUUAAAUCCAAAGGUGAAGAUCAUCGGCGUCGAGUCUGAAAAAUGUGCCAGUUUUUCAGCAGCUAGAGAAGCAGGUCAUCCGACAUACACCAAAGCUUCAUCAUCAAUAGCUGAUGGAUUAGCUGUACCUACAGUUGGUGUAAACGCUUUCGUAACGGCCAAACCUUUGAUUGAUAAAAUGGUUGUUGUUAAAGAAGAAUAUAUAGAUUUAGCUAUUUUACGUCUGAUAGAAGUGGAGAAAGCUGUCGUAGAAGGUGCUGGUGCUGUUGGUUUAGCCGCCAUUUUACAGAAUCUUUUACCUGAGUUAAAAGGGAAAAAGGUUGUGAUACCUCUUUGUGGUGGUAAUAUUGAUCCUAGAACUCUAAUUAAAGUUAUAGAGAGAGGUCUCGUUGUUGAGCAGUAA